Messenger RNA from Siniperca chuatsi (mandarin fish), 7609 nucleotides. RefSeq names its product ubiquitin protein ligase E3 component n-recognin 3 (gene ubr3). Gene Ontology annotation, cellular component: ubiquitin ligase complex; cytoplasm. Gene Ontology annotation, molecular function: zinc ion binding; ubiquitin protein ligase activity. NCBI's taxonomy places the organism in Eukaryota, Metazoa, Chordata, Actinopteri, Centrarchiformes, Sinipercidae. The coding region runs from base 144 to 5762 and encodes 1872 amino acids. The transcript has 41 exons. The record is from RefSeq and is a predicted model, not a curated record. Gene Ontology annotation, biological process: protein ubiquitination; ubiquitin-dependent protein catabolic process via the N-end rule pathway.
UUCAUUCCACAACGCACACUGGGCGUAAAUUACAUUACGAAAUUCGUGAGCCAACAACGACGUAACCAACCGUAUCGCGAGAACGCACGAGAACAUGGAAACAAGACAACAAAAAUAAAUUUGUGGACAACAAGCCAGAGUGCAUGAUGGCGGCGUCGCUGCUGCGCCGGGACAAGAAAGCCACUGCCGCUCACUUGAAGGAAGACUUAAAUCGGACUGACAAUAGCUCCGGGGUCCGACAACUUCUCGAGCUGCUCGACGCUGUGCUAAAUCCCGAAAAACCAGCGGCGGACACAGAGGCUCUUGACUGGUGUAAAUGUCUAAUUGCAGGAGGCGAAGGUUUCGAGGAGUUCUGCAAAACGGUCCGGUCCUAUGACAACGCGACUCUGUGCGGAUUGGUUUGGACGGCUAAUUUCGUGGCAUAUCGAUGCCGGACCUGUGGCAUCUCCCCGUGCAUGUCACUGUGUGCUGAGUGUUUCAAUAACGGAGACCACACGGGCCAUGACUUCAACAUGUUCAGGAGCCAGGCUGGUGGGGCCUGUGACUGUGGAGACAGUAAUGUCAUGCGAGAGAGUGGGUUUUGCAGACGGCAUCGGUUGAGAACAGGGGAGAAUGUCCCCUCAAUACCUCGAGACCUUCUCUUGAUGUCUGAGAUGGUUCUUCCUCGCUUUAUCCUGUGUAUCAUACAGUAUCUGAGAGAUGGAUACACUGAGCCAGACACCUCAACUGAGAGAGAUCUACAGAAAGUCCUGCAGCAGCUGGAGCCUCAGAUCUCCUUCCUGGAGGAGCUCACGAAGAUGGGAGGAGCAAUGAGGACUGUACUGACAAAGAUCUUGACCAAUCAGCAAACAUUCAAGGAGUUGAGCAUGGGCCAAGAGGAGAAUUUGUAUGCUAAAAAGAACUAUGACAAGUAUUUGUCAGCCUUGAAGAAUUCAGGUCUGGUGACUGUGGAGGAGAAAGCCCAAGGUGCUACUGCUGAUGUCACUGUUGGUGCUGAAGGAGGCGCAGGAGCGAUGGUCUUAUUGGGAACCACUGCACCAGGGAGCCCAGAUGAGUCUAAUAAAGAGGAGGACCAAGAUGCAGGGCAGUCUGUUGGACAGAGGAAGAGGGUUAAGCUGAGCAGCAGUACCAAAGACCCGUGUAUUAUUGAAUCUCUGAAGCAUAAAUGCUUUCUGGAGGAGUUGCUGUUUUGGACGAUAAAAUAUGAGUUUCCUCAGAAGAUGGUCACCUUCUUACUAAACAUGUUGCCAGAUCAAGAUUACAAGAUCACUUUUACGAAAACAUUUGUUCAGCAUUAUGCAUUCAUCAUGAAAACACUGAUGAAAAGCCACGAGUCGGAUACCAUGUCCAACCGCAUUGUACAUAUUAGUGUGCAGCUGUUCAGCAAUGAGGAGCUGGCUCGACAUGUGACAGAGGAGUGUCAGCUGCUGGACAUCAUGGUCACAGUCCUCCUCUACAUGAUGGAGAGUUGCCUUAUUAAAAGUGAACUUCAGGAUGAAGAGAACAGUCGCCAUGUUGUGGUGAACUGCAGUGAGGCUCUGUUAAAGAACAACACCUACUGGCCAUUAGUUAGUGACUUUAUUAACAUCCUCUCACACCAAAGUGUAGCGAAAAAGUUCCUAGAGGACCAUUCAUUGUUGAUGCUGUGGAUGAGUUUCGUGUCAUUUUUCCAAGGCAUGAACCUGAAUAAGCGGGAGUUAAAUGAACAUGUGGAAUUUGAGUCCCAGACAUACUAUGCAGCCUUUGCAGCAGAACUCGAGGCUUGUGCACAACCAAUGUGGGGUCUCUUAACACACUGCAAAGUCAAAGAGACACAGGAAUAUACUAAAACUGUGGUACGCUACUGCUUGGAGACCCUACAGAUCUGGUUUGAUACCAUUGGCUUCAUUGACGAGCCUGCUCCAAAUCAAGUGACAUUUCACCUGCCACUGCACCGCUACUAUGCCAUGUUCCUCAGUAAGGCUGUAAAGUGCCAAGGCCUGGACCUGGACAGCCUCCUGCCCGACCAGGAGAUGCUGAUGAAGAUCAUGGUGCAUCCACUCCAAAUCCAGGCAUGCCUGUCAGAGAUCCACAGCAACAUGUGGGUCAGGAAUGGUCUUCAGAUCAAGGGACAGGCUAUGACCUACGUGCAGUCACACUUCUGCAACUCCAUGAUUGACCCAGACAUCUAUCUGCUCCAGGUUUGUGCAUCAAGACUAGAUCCGGACUACUUUAUUUCAAGUGUUUUUGAGAGGUUCAAAGUGGUUGACCUGUUGACCAUGGCAUCUCAGCAUCAGAAUGCUGUAUUAGACUCUGAGCAGGAGCGGCCGAUGCUUGAAGGAGCACUGACCUUCCUGGUCAUAUUGACGAGCCUUCGCAUUCAUUUGGGGAUGACGGAUGACGAGAUUCUUCGGGCUGAGAUGGUCUCGCAGUUGUGUAUGAAUGACCGUACACACAGCGCACUGUUAGACCUUAUUCCUGAGAAUCCCAACCCAAAGAGUGGCAUUGUACCAGGGAGUUGUAGUUUUGAGGAGAUGCUCUCUGCUGUGGCUGACUUCAAGGCACCAGUGUUUGAGCCCGGAGGCUCCAUGCAGCAGGGCAUGUACACACCUAAAGCUGAGGUGUGGGAGAAGGAGUUUGAUCCCAUCAUGGUCGUUCUCAGAACAGUCUAUCGGCGUGAUGUCCAGUCAGCAAUGGACAGAUACUCAGCAUUUUUAAAACAGUCUGGCAUUCACACUGGCAACCCAUGGCCACCUUACAAGGAGAGGACUCCUCUGCAUCCGUGUUACAAGGGCCUAAUCAAGCUGUUGCACUGCAAGACGCUGCACAUUGUGAUAUUCACUCUCCUUUACAAGAUAUGGAUGGAUCAUCAGAACAUGUCCGAGCAUGUGCUGUGCAUGGUGCUGUACCUGAUCGAGCUGGGUUUGGACAACCAGGUUCUAGACAACAAGGAGGAUGAGGAGCCUUGCAUUGAGGAGCACUGCCAUGACAGCUGGUUCCCUGGCACCAAUCUCCUCUCCAAUCUGCACCAUGUCAUCAACUUUGUGAGGGUUCGGGUUCCUGAGACAGCUCCUGAAGUGAAGAGAGAGGCCCCUCCCAGCACCAGCACUGAAGCUUCUUCUUAUGGCCAGUGGGCAAUGGACCAGCACAGUGCCAGUCAGACGUGGUUUCCACUCCUUCAGAACUCCAGGCGUCUUGCAGGGAAUUGGAGAGAGAACCUGCGUGAAGCUCAGGUGUUCAGCCUUGUAGCGGAGCGCAGGAGGAAGUUCCAGGAGAUAAUCAACCGCAGCAACACUGAAGCCACCCAGGUUGUCAGGCCCAAGAGCUCCUCAACACGCUGGGUCCCACCAGGCACACCCCCUCAGCUGGUGACCGAGAUCCUCGAGAUCCGGGAGAGCAUGCUGUCCCUCCUCAUCAAGCUCCACCAGAAGUUGUCGUCCAAGCAGAACUCUCUGUCGGCAUCCUGGCUAGAGGAUAUGGACACGAGCAGUCACGCUCAUGGUGAUGGCAUUACAGCCAUUGAGCGCAUCCUCACCAAGGCAGCCACGCGCAGCUGCCAAAUCAAGCGUAGCAUCCAGGACAUUUGUGGGAAGGUGUGUCCUCCUGUGCCUCCAAAGAAGAACAGUCCCACUGACAAGAAAGCCAUGGAUAAAGAAGAGAGACGUCAGAGGGCAAGAGAGAGACAGCAGAAGCUGCUUGCUGAAUUUGCCUCCAGGCAGAAGAGUUUCAUGGAAACAGCCAUGGAUGUUGAAUCCCCCGACACUGAGGCAGCCAUGGACCUAGGAGCAUCUGAAGUGAUGGAGUCUGAGGUUCUUUAUGACUGUGUUAUCUGUGGCCAAAGUGGACCUUCCACCGAGGACAGACCAACUGGCCUAGUAGUUCUCCUCCAAGCGUCCUCAGUGCUUGGGCACCGCUGCAAAAGCAAAGAGGCUAAGAAGCUACCAACAACUGAUGAAGAGCACAUCUACGCUGCAGACACGUGUGGAGUGGCUCAUGAUGUCAGACUCACGCUCAUGCAACGGUUCUUCAAAGAUAGUUCUUGUCUGCAGUCUGUGUCAAUAGGUUGGGAUGGGGGCGUCUACGUCCAGACCUGUGGACACACUUUGCAUAUAGAUUGCCACAAGUCAUACAUGGAGUCUCUGAGGAAUGACCAGGUCCUCCAGGGUUUCUCUGUUGACAAGGGUGAAUUUACAUGCCCACUGUGUCGACAGUUUGCCAAUAGUGUCCUUCCCUGUCGCCCUGGGCGGGGCACAGAGGCUGGUGCCUGGCACACACCCACAAACAAGAAGACGUAUGUGCUUGUAAAGGAGGUGGAAGAUCUUCAGGAGAAACUUGGCCAUUUCCCAAUGGAAUCCAACUUGAGUAAAGAGAUGGAACUGGUCAUCAAAGACAUCAAAAAUACCACCCAGAAGAAAUACAUGGACUAUGGCAAGAACCCUGGCUCCCCUGACAAUGAUUUCCUCUUCAUGUACUCUGUGGCAAGAACCAACCUGGAGUUGGAACUUGUGCACCGGGGAGGAAACUUGUGUUCUGGAGGGGCCAGUGCAGCUGCCAAACGCUCAUGUCUCAAUCAGCUGUUCCAUGUGCUGGCUAUGCACAUGCGUCUGUACAGCAUUGAUUCAGCCUACAACCCCUGGACUAAGCUGACUCAGGUUACACAAAGCAGAGAGGCAGAUGGCUUUGAUGAAGAGAGACCUGAGGUACCCAUGCUGUUUCGAGAUGUCCCUUCCCUCCUGAUUAUCUUUGUGCUAACGAUGCCACAGCCUCUGCGAAAAGAGCACUUUAACUGUGUGGUGAAGAUGCUGUACAACCUGCAAUUCGCCCAGGCUCUGGCUGCGCUCUCAUCCAAGUUCAGCCCAGAAGAAAGGCAGGCCUGGAGCACGUCUGGAGCACUCAAGAAGAAUGCUGCAAAUGCUGAGAAAUCGUUUGAAGCGCUGCUCAGUCAUGUUAUCAGUGAGCUCUCUAAGGACAAGAGUGUCUACAAGGUGAAUGCUGAAGAAACAUCAAUGCUGAUCUCCAGUGUGUGGUCCCCACAGUCUAUUGAGUUCAGCCUCCAGCAGUUCUGCCUGCCCUUCCUUCGCCUCUCUUGCCUUCUGCAGCAUCACCUCUAUGGAGACAACCUAACUGGCUGCCUGGAGGAGGAGGAGUUCUUGUCCUUGGCUGUGUGUUUGGGGCUCUUACCAUCGGCCCCUCAGCCUUCCAACAUCGUGCACAGUGCCUCAUGUCUGAAGUGGGCGGUCAGCGCCUUUGACUUGGUGACACAGUGGUGCGCUGAGGUCACAGGGCUCUCUCAGAUGCAGGCUGAGCAAUCAUUGACCUUGCUUGUCCAGGAUCCUCAGUGGGCAGCCCCCCGCCUUCUCCAGCUACCUGACAACUACAAUAUCAUCUUCCAGUACUAUCACAGGAAGGCCUGCACUGCCUGCAAAAAGGUGCCAAAAGACCCUGCACUCUGCCUUGUUUGUGGCGCCUUCGUCUGUCUCAAAGGCGUUUGCUGCAAACAGCAGGGUAUCUGUGAAUGUGUUUUGCACUCCCAACAUUGUGGCGCAGCUACAGGCAUCUUUCUACUGAUAAAUGCCUCCGUCAUCAUCAUCAUCCGUGGACAUCGUUUCUGCCUGUGGGGUUCUGUUUACCUUGAUGCCCACGGAGAAGAAGACCGCGAUUUACGCCGUGGCAAGCCACUCUUCUUGUGUGAGGAGAGGUAUCGAGUGUUGGAGCAACAGUGGGUUUCACACACCUUUGAUCACAUCAAUAAGCGUUGGGGGCCCCACUAUAAUGGACUCUAAGAUCUUCCGAAGUCCACUGAAAACAGCAACCCAUGACGGAGAAGAUUUUUAUUUCUGGUUUAUGUGUCUGCCUCGAUCAAAUAUUUGGGAACUCUUUAACAUGAUACACACAAACAUCCAGUGAGGGUAUUGCUGCCACAGCUUUGGUUUAUGUGAAGUUUGGUGUACAAUCAUGCCUAAAGAUUAACACGUGUGUGUGUGUGUGUGUGUUUAAGUGAUUUAUUGUGUGGUUUUCAACAGGGAAAAACAGAAUUCGGUAAGAUCAAAGUAAAAAGCACAACUUUGCCCAGAAAUUCAAUUGGUUUGCAACAGGCUUUUGAAGCCUGUUGUAUUUAUUUGGGUUUUAAAAAUAUAUAUCAAGUGCUGAAUGUCCCUGCAAAGUUUGAUUACUUUUUGCACCAUUUAUGAUGAUGUUAAUGCAUAUCCCUUUUAUUUAUCGAAAUGUGCUCUGCUGUGCUGGCAUGAGUUUCAAGCUCCUGAUGAGUGUAGCGAUGUUAUUGCAAUGUGCACUCAUUGUCUGCUGAUGCGAUGGUAGGCAGGACAAGUCCACCCAUCAACACACUAGAGUUUUUUUUGCAAACAAGCAAAGGCUCUUUUUAUGGGUCUAGUUGCAAUCCAUCCUCAGGAAUUUUUUGUUUUCGCUGUUUAAAAUACGUUUUAAAUAUUUAAAUAAAUGCUGCUGCUCAUUGUUCAAGUAAUUUUAACUUUUGUGAAGAUUUUUUUUCUAAGGUUGUGCUUUGAGUUUACGGUAGAUGGCUGGGAAUAUUGACUCAAACUCACUUUGUUUAAGGAGGUAUGCGGUCACCUCAUCAUGCUCACUACAGUUCUCGCACUCCUGCCCUUUAUGCGCUUUCUGUUUCUGGUUGGUUCUGAAGAAGAAACUCAAAAACAGCUAAAGCUACAACCGGUCAAUGAGUAAUUUAACAUUCAUUGUCAUCGCUCCACUGAAGUCAAACAUAAGAAUUUAAGUAGCAUACAUUUUUAAAGGCAAGGAAAUGUCAUCGCACAGAUAUGGUGUCCUGCUGCACUGGCAAAACUGAAGGCCAUAUGAGAGCAGAAAUACUAUAUUGGUUCCAUCAAAGUUGUCUCUCAAGAUAUGAAACUCAAUGAAAUGUAAGUUGCUUUUGAGAAGAAAUGCCAAUACUCUUCAUCUUUCUGUGCUGUCAAAGAAAGUUUUUCCCUUUUUAUGCUUUUGAUUGUCGAGUCCUAACUGCAGUAUAGAACAUUUAUUGUGAUGACUAUCACUUACUAAUGCUUCAUCUAGUUGUGAUUUAUAGUUGCAUUCCAACAUUACAAGAUUAUCAGACUUGAGUAUCCGUUAUACACUGUGCAUGACAUCCUUUAAGUCACCAUUAUUUAAGUGUCUUAGCUACUUAAUUUUCUGAUUAUCAUCUUCUUUUUUUUUUCUGGAAGAGAGGAAAUUUAUCCAGUCGUGCCUCCAAAAUGUUAAUUUUUUCGAGUGAUAAACAGCAUACUGCUGAUAUCCCUGAUGUCUGGUUUUGAAAUGCUGGGCCACGCCGUGCUGCAUCGAGGAAUCUUUAAGGAACAAGUUAACACUUGAAAAAACUUCCUCUUGAAUUCAUGCAUGCUGCUUCUCUGUUUACUGAGUUUCUCCUCUCUUCUUUAUUUUGCAGUACCCACUUUGUAAAUGACCGCAACCAAAUAGCCAACGAGUAAUGGGUGUAAAUUGUAACUGAAAGCUCUUGUGUGUUCUCCUGUAUGAAUGAAGAGAGAAUACAGUACAUUACUGUAGGUGCUGACUCAAACUUUCUGAGUUUGACCAGAAAGUAUGACUUGGACAUUUAAUGCAAAAUGUAACAUAUGUGAAUAAAAUAUAAACACGCUGA